This is a messenger RNA of Rubroshorea leprosula, 1356 nucleotides long. NCBI's taxonomy places the organism in Eukaryota, Viridiplantae, Streptophyta, Magnoliopsida, Malvales, Dipterocarpaceae. The record is from the annotation of a GenBank genome assembly.
CUGACAGAGUCUACCCAAAGCUGUAAGCUGCCCAAGUGAAAGUUUCAAGUUUCAAUCACAGAGGAGAGGAGGAAUACAGGAAAAGAGUUUAAAAAUGGCUGGGGUGGGGGAGCUGCAGCAGCAGCAGGGAGUUGUCAUGCCCAGAGUGAAACUGGGUACUCAAGGACUCGAGGUCUCCAAGUUGGGAUUUGGUUGUCUGGGGCUAACUGGAAUUCAUAACGAUCCUGUCCCUGAAGAAGUUGGCAUAUCAAUCAUCAAGCAUGCAUUUCACAGUGGGAUUACUUUCUUUGAUACCUCAGAUAUCUAUGGAGUUAAUACUAAUGAAGUAUUAGUUGGAAAGGCUUUGAAGCAGCUACCCCGGGAGAAGGUUCAAUUAGCUACUAAAUUUGGUGCUGUGAAAGUAGAUUCGAAUGGUAUCAUAGUAAAAGGUACUCCGGAAUAUGUCCGUUCCUGUUGUGAGGCAAGCCUGAAUCGCCUUGGCGUGGAAUAUAUUGAUCUUUAUUACCAACACAGGAUUGAUACAACAGUACCAAUAGAAGAUACUAUGGGUGAACUUAAGAAGUUGGUGGAGGAAGGAAAAAUCAAGUACAUUGGUUUAUCUGAGGCAAGCCCUGAAACCGUUAGGAGAGCUCAUGCAGUUCAUCCCAUUACCGCUUUGCAAAUGGAGUGGUCGCUCUGGACACGUGAUAUUGAGGAAGAAAUUGUCCCACUUUGCAGGGAACUAGGAAUUGGGAUAGUUCCAUACAGCCCUCUUGGUUGUGGACUUUUUGCUGGCAAAGCUGUGAUGGAAAGUAUACCUGCAAAUAGUUUAAUGCAAAUCCUUCCAAGGUUUCAAGGAGAGAACUUUGAAAAGAAUAAGAUCUUUUAUUCACGCAUAGAAAAAUUGGCUGAAAAGCAUGGAUGCACCCCUGCACAACUUGCACUUGCUUGGGAGUGAAGCUCACAAAAGAAGAUUUGAAGGAGAUUUCUGAUGCAGUGCCCUUAGAAGAUGUUGCAGGGCCUAGCGUACCAGAGAGUUUUUAUCGAGUGUCAUGGAAGUUUGCAAACACCCCACCGAAGGAUCCAAAGAUUUCAACGUAAGGCCAUUACAAAUGCAAGUACGUAUGCUGCAUGCAAAGCUUUCUAUUAUUGGGACUAAUGUAUGAAGCAACAACAAAGUUCGAGAAGCUUAUAUAUAAAUGCACAAUCCUUAAACUUGAUGUUUUUGCUAUGUUCUUAGAAAUGUUGUAUCACUUAUUGAUGUUAGAAAGGCUAUUGUUGGUUGUUGUCUUUUGAGUUACAUUAUGUUGGAAAGGAUGCAAAUCAGAAUUGCCCUGAUAUAUAUAAUGUAAAAGCAAAUAAACAUUUUCUUUAACU